Molecule: messenger RNA, 880 nt
Organism: Chaetura pelagica (chimney swift)
Lineage: Eukaryota; Metazoa; Chordata; Aves; Apodiformes; Apodidae
Product: LIM homeobox transcription factor 1-alpha-like
Exons: 6
Biological process (GO): neuron differentiation; regulation of transcription by RNA polymerase II
Cellular component (GO): nucleus
Molecular function (GO): DNA-binding transcription factor activity, RNA polymerase II-specific; RNA polymerase II transcription regulatory region sequence-specific DNA binding
Source: RefSeq, a predicted model, not a curated record
GCUGUUCCAGACUAAGUGCAGCAGCUGCCUGAAGGCCAUUGCUCCCUCUGAGCUGAUCAUGAGGGUCCUGGAGAACGUUUACCACGUCCAGUGCUUCUCCUGCUGCGAGUGCGAGCGGCGCCUGCAGCGAGGAGAUGAGUUUGUCCUCAAGGAGGGGCAGCUGCUCUGCCGAAGUGACUACGAGAAGGAGAAGGAGAUGCUAAGCUCCAUCAGCCCAGCACCCACUGAGUCUGUUAAAAGUGAGGAUGAAGAGGGUGGCCACCCCCAGGGCAAGGGCAGUGAGGACAGCAAAGACCACAAACGCUCCAAGCGCCCACGCACCAUCCUGACCACCCAGCAGCGUCGGGCCUUCAAGGCUUCCUUUGAGGUGUCCUCCAAGCCUUGCAGAAAGGUAAGAGAGACCUUGGCAGCAGAGACGGGCUUGACCGUGCGGGUGGUACAGGUGUGGUUCCAGAACCAAAGAGCCAAGCUCCAGAUCCUCAGCCAGCAGCAACAGCAGCAGCAGCAGCAGCAGCAGGAGCAGGACCAACUGGGCAACCCUCGUCUGGGGAGCGGGAGAGGAACCGAUGGCUCAAGUGUCCACGGCCUGGAUGGACUCAUGGUCCCUUACCCCAGGAUCCCCCAGCAGCAGCUGCUGCCCCUGGAGCAGAGCAGCUACAGCACAGACCUCUACAGACAAGGGCUGACCCCACCCCAGCUGCCUGGAGACCAUCUGCACCCCUACGACUCUGAAGGAGUUUUCCACGACAUGGACAACGACAGCCUGAGCCACUUGGGGGACUGCCUGAUGUCCACACCUGAAGCCAACCUUCUCCAAGCCCGUGUGGGCAACCCCAUUGACCGACUCUACUCCAUGCAGAGCUCCUACUUCACAUCCUGA